ACUCCUUACGUCCUUUUUAAUUUGCAGAUCUACACGUGUUUACGUGUGGACUCUGCAAGUCUUUAUUAUAAACAAAAAUAGGAAUAAAAUAGAUCAAAAUGAGUUUAUACAACUUUAAGAAGAUUGCUGUAGUUCCUACAGCCAAGGACUUUAUUGAUAUAAUACUAUCAAAAACACAACGUAAAACGCCAACAGUUGUGCAUAAACAUUAUAAAAUAACACGUAUACGUGCAUUUUAUAUAAGAAAAGUAAAAUUUACACAACAAAAUUUUCAUGAUCGUUUGUCGAGGAUUAUUCAGGAAUUCCCAAAACUUGAUGAUGUUCACCCAUUUUAUGCUGACCUGAUGAAUGUACUCUAUGACAAAGAUCACUACAAACUUGGUUUGGGUCAGCUCAACACCGCACGGCAUCUUAUUGAUAAUGUUGCAAAAGAUUACGUCAGGCUGCUCAAAUAUGGAGACUCUCUAUACCGUUGUAAACAGCUCAAAAGAGCAGCCCUGGGUCGGAUGGCCACCAUUAUGAAAAGACAAGGCGCCAAUCUUACAUAUUUGGAACAGGUCCGACAACACUUGGCGAGGUUACCUUCUAUAGACCCGUAUACAAGAACAAUCAUCAUUUGUGGCUUCCCCAAUGUUGGCAAAUCCAGUUUUAUCAACAAGAUCACAAGAGCAGAUGUAGAAGUACAACCGUACGCAUUUACAACAAAGAGCUUGUACGUAGGACACACUGACUACAAAUACCUUAGGUGGCAGGUGAUAGAUACUCCUGGAAUCCUCGACCACCCGCUGGAGGAGCGCAAUGUGAUUGAGAUGCAGGCGGUGACUGCACUCGCGCAUUUGCGUGCAGCUGUGCUCUACUUCAUUGACCCCUCCGAGCAGUGCGGACACAGCAUUGAGGAACAGAUAUCACUAUUUGAGAGUAUAAAGCCGUUGUUCAGCAACAAGCCGCUGAUUGUGGUGAUGAACAAGAUGGACGUGGUGAAGCCGGAGGAGCUGCCGGAGGGCAAGAGGCAGCUCAUCCAGCAGCUGGAGGAGGUGUGCGCUAAGGGCAAUCUGGUCAACGUGGAUUCAAACUCAGAGUUGCGCACAGUGCCGGUGAUGCGCAUGUCCACUGUCACGGAGGAGGGAGUGCAGGAGGUGAAGAUUGAAGCCUGCGAGCGUCUGCUCUCACAUCGCGUCACUGAGAAGAUGAGGACCAAGAAGGUGGACGGUAUCCUGAACCGUCUGCACGUGGCGGUGCCGGCAGCACGGGACGGCAAGGCGCGCCCGGCUGUGAUCCCUGCCGCCGCCGCCGCGCGUCUGCAGCAGCGCGCCAACAAGGAGAACAGGAAGCGCAAGCUCGAGAGAGAGAUCGAACUCGAGCAAGGAGACGACUACGUGCUCGAUCUGCAGAAGAACUAUUCCGAGAUCCCGGAGGAGGAGCGACACGACCCCAUCCCCGAGUUCUGGGAGGGUCACAACAUCGCUGACUACAUCGACCCAGAUAUAUUCGACAAACUGGCCGAGCUGGAGAAGGAGGAGGAGGUGCGGGAGGCGGGCGGCAUGUACGCCGUGCCCAAGAUUGAGCUGGACGAGACCAUGCGCGAGAUCCGGCAGCUCGCCACACAGAUACGCAACAAGAAGGCGAUCCUGAAGGACGAGUCUCGGCUGACGAAGCAGUCGACGAAGCCUGUGAUGCCGCGCACCAGUCGCGCGCGAGCACGAGACCGCUCCACCAACAAGCUCAGGGACGAGAUGGAGAAACUGGGUGUGGACAUGUCGGAGACGAAGGAGGCGCACUUCACACGCACACAGUCGCGGUCGCGGUCGCGGUCGCGCUCUCUGUCCGCCCCCGCGGCGAAGCGCGCGCGCACUGACCGCACUGACCGCACUGUCUCCCGCCCGCCCAGAGACACGCAGGGUGUCAAGGAUGUCGCUAUGCAAAAGAGAGCAAAGAAGAUGGCGCACGUUGCGAUCGCGAAGAAGACGAAGAGGAUGGGUCUGAAGGGAGAAGCGGAUCGCUUCAUCGGCACCAAGAUGCCCAAACAUCUGUUCGCGGGCAAGCGCGGUGUCGGCAAGACGGACAGGCGGUAACCGAUGUCUACCUAUGUUGUUAUAUUACUUAUGUACUCUCUUUAUAUUUCAUUAAAGUUCACUAAACACAUAGAAUUGGAUAUUUCAGUCAAUAAACAAUUGUACAAACAUUAUAAAAGUGUAAAAGCUCAACAUUUUCGUAAGGAUUACAGUUUGUUAUCCAUUUUAUUAAAGGAAUAAAGUUGUUUUAAACCAUA
Molecule: messenger RNA, 2269 nt
Organism: Papilio xuthus (Asian swallowtail)
Lineage: Eukaryota; Metazoa; Arthropoda; Insecta; Lepidoptera; Papilionidae
Gene: Non1
Product: nucleolar GTP-binding protein 1
Exons: 14
Coding region: 99-2072 (657 amino acids)
Molecular function (GO): GTP binding
Source: RefSeq, a predicted model, not a curated record